UGAUUCAUUGAUCUCCCGUUUCAGAAAAAAAAAAUGGUGCUUAUUAUAGUAAUGUAUAAUAGUUUCUACUAUUAUACCGUAUUCUCUUGUACAGCGGUAUCGGCGCAGUGCUUUAGUGCGAGAGGUCCUGGGUUCGCGCCCUUCCUCCGCCUGUGUGCGGAUUGCUUCGCUGUCUGUGAUGCGCUUGCCUGCUGGAACGUGCAAUAUAUCCAAUGUUUAAAUUUGUAAUUUCAUCGUAUCACACGUUCUGCUUUGUAAGGAAAAAAUCAAUUGUGUCACUCGUAUAUGGGCGUAGCUGAGAGGAGGAGGAGGAGGCUCUAUUAUGACGUCGCCCAUGGUAACAGUGAAAUGUUUGAGGUUGCUCCCCUGGAGACAGGGACGGAGAGCAAUCCCUGCAGUGGACCAGAGUGGUUUGAAACGGAAGAGAACACAUCGUGGGUUAAUGGUAGAAAGUCCUAAAAAAGCAAAUUGUCAAUAAUGCAGAUGUAAAAUAUUUACAUCACAUCCCCGAUAGAUUGUGUUUUUUUUUUUUUUUUUUUUUUUUUCCAACAUGAUUGAAACGCUCAUAUCAGGGAACUUAGAGACUGGGAAAAGUUCUUUCCCAACUCUCUCUAGAAUUUCGGAUAAUGAUGUUGACAGCAUCUGGACAAAUGUGUCAGCAUUUGUUGAACGUCAGAUGUCCCUUCAGAAGGGUGUCAGUAUUCCAGGACUGGGGACCUUUACAUUCUCACAGCAAAAGCUCGAUGUGGGAAAUAAAACCAUUUUAAUUCAGAGACCCAUAUUUCUGAUUUCUGAAAAAUUUGCACAAACUCAUGGGCUAAAGCAAACCAAACUGUUCUGUGCAGGUGAUGUCCCCGUGGUCCAGCUGAACUUCACAUCUCUGUCCCUGGAGAGCCCUUUCGAUCGGGACACGGUGGAAGGCUGUGUGCGGGAGACACUUCUGCUCCUGUCCCGCUCCAUCGCCUUCAAGCGGAGCGUCCUGUUUUAUUUCCACGGCAUCGGAGUCAUCUCUAUCCGGGAGGGCAAAGUCAAGAUGAAGUUUUACCGGGACUUUCUGAACUCCAUGGACGGUAGCGGCAGCUUGGUCAAAGCUCUUUCAAACAGACCAGGGACCUGCGAUUCUGUGUUAACAGCGAGGGAGUCACAGGCACGGCCAGUCACAAGCAACACAGUCCUGCUUCCAAGGAUUCAUUUGGGGCAGCUGGGAAUGGAGACAGUUCCAGAAGAGGGGAAAGAGAUGGCCACAGGAGGGGAAGGAGAAGAAGAAAAGGUGACAGAGGAACCGGUGAAAGGAGAGCCCCUCAGCAACAGACAGCUGCCCUCCAGGCAAACAUUGACACCAGCAAGAGUGACUGGGAUCAGUGUGCCAGAUGAUCUGGAGAGGAGCAUAAAGAACACAGCCCCAGUGGAAAGGCUGAUCUCUCCAGUCCCACCUCCUGCAGUCAAUGACACAGAACAGCAGGGGAGCACGCCUCCCCCGUCGAAACGAGCAGUGAGCACCCCAGUCACUGCCUGUGCUGACCACUGCAGAGCAGGACAGGAGCUAUGCUACCUGUGCAUGCAGAGAGCCCGGAGGAAUGUGCCAGUGUAUUUCCACGAAGAGAGGAAGCGUCAGCAAGAGGAUGAAGAGAGAGUGCUGAUGCAGUACCAGCAACUAAAAGACCAGGCUUACCUAGAUAAGAAACAGAAUGACAUGCUGGCAGCAAGAGAAAACAAUAAGAAGAGUGCAGCCUACAAUUUGGGAGUCUCUGAAGCAAUCAAAGCCAGUAAAACUGCAAAACCUACAUUCAGUAGCUCCUACAUCUUCCCUAAGAGGCCCGGGACGCUGUGCCGCUUCCCCAGACAGGAGGAGUACAAGCAGAGCCUGUCCCUGCAAGUAGAGGCGAAAAAAGAGAAAGAGGCCAAGAGUAAACAAGACCAAGAGUCUCUGGACCGACUCGAACUAACACAGCUAGCAGAGGAUUUAGCAGCCCAAACAGAGCAGCAUUUAAGGAAUAAAGCUGAAAAAACCAUGAACUACCAAAAGGCAUUGGAUGCUCAGGUGAAGACAAAAGCUCAUGGUUUGCCCUCUGUUGAGCCAAACUUGGAGGAUCCCAUCUUUGGCAGCACCGUUUGGACAGACGAGAAGCUGCUGGAGCAGAGGCGACGUGCCCACGAGCUUUAUCGGUACCAGCUGGAGGUGUCUGCCAAGAAGAGGAGGGAUGCCUUGCUUAACCGCAUUGUGGAGCAGAAGAAAGAGCAGGACAUGCUUGAGAGAAACAGGAAAGAGCUGAUUGCAGACCGCGUCGCUCACUAUGACAAGCUGCGCAGCUGGCGGGCAUCACUGGAGGAGACGUGGGCUAAGACCGCUGAGGCCAAGCGGCAACGAGAUUUGGAGGAGGAGCAGUUCAGAAAGUCUGGUAGCCAUCUGUUAUUGGAGCAAUGUCAAAAAUACGGACGCUGCUAUAGGUGCAAACGCCGCACAACCAACUGCGGAGAAUCCAAUAUCUGGAUGGAAUCCAGAUACAUCCCGGGAUCACGGUUAAUGAUUUAAAACAAUUCUAGUAAUAAAUAACCCCUUCCCCUUUAUUACAGUUUCUGAUGAUUUAUACCAACCCAAUGUUUUGUGUUAAUCAUGAUCAUAAUAUUUCUAGUGUUGAUUUAUUGGUGAAAUUCAAAGGUUUUCUUUUUUUUAAUUAUUUCUGGUUAGCUUUUUUUAUGUUUACAAAUAGUAUGCAAUUAUUUUGGCGCUCAAGAAAAUACACUCUCCAGAUGACUGGAUUUUUUAGAUUAUGUUCAAAGUUUAAUUAAUCAGUUUCUAUAAUUAUCCCACGGAGUCAUGGUGAUUUGAAGAAAAUAUUCUGUUCUGUUUGCGUAGUGAACUGGAAUCAUUGAACUAAUGUUAAAAUACAAUAAAUGUGACUAAAGCAGUAUAGGCUUGUAUUUUUGUUUAACUUCUCAGCAGCCUACAACAAACAUUUCCAUGAACAGACUUAACUUUUUUUGAUCAAAUCAGACAUUUACAGUAAGCAAGAUAUUAGGUAUUACAUUCACAAGUCCAUUGUUAUUGCUUGCAACCAACACGGCAGUACCUUAUUGGUCCACUAUGAAAGGCGCUGUACAAAAUAAAGAUUGAUUGAUUGAUUAUUGUACCCAUUUAUCUUAAUGUCCGGACAGACCACCGUUAUUGGAUGUAGCGAUUACAGCUGGCAACACUGAGGUGCAUCAGUCAGAAAUGCUUGCUCCUGUCCACUAGCUGCUCCUUGCUGGUUGGUUUCCAUUCAUUCCUCACAAACCUCUUCAGUUCGUGCCAUACCAUCUCAAUGGGGUUUAGAGCCGAAGACCUGCUUGUCCGUGCAUGUUAAUGUAUGUUUAGAAGUGUUCGGUGGCUACCUCUAAUCAAGUUGACAGUGUAUUUCUCGUCACUCUUUGUU
Polyodon spathula (Mississippi paddlefish) is the source of this 3413-nucleotide messenger RNA. RefSeq names its product coiled-coil domain-containing protein 81-like. The transcript has 15 exons. Bases 551 to 2533 code for a protein of 660 amino acids. NCBI's taxonomy places the organism in Eukaryota, Metazoa, Chordata, Actinopteri, Acipenseriformes, Polyodontidae. The record is from RefSeq and is a predicted model, not a curated record. Gene Ontology annotation, cellular component: centrosome.